AUGGAUCAGACCGAAUCUGCUAGUGGAGAUCAAAACAUGCUUCACAUCUUGGUGACAGGCGCAAAUAGCGGCCUCGGAUUCUCUAUCUGCUGCCGCCUCGCCGACGAAUUCCUCUCCAACCACCCAGCAACCGAAUCCCUCACCAUACUAUUCACCACGCGAAGCGCGCGCAAAGCCCAGGAAACCACCCGCAGACUAGAAUCCUACCUAAAAUCAAACGCCCCCUCCGCAUCCGCCGCAGCACGCGUACACUUCGUCCCCGAAAGCGUCGACCUCGGCGACCUACGCUCAGUCCGCGCCCUCUCCCGCAAACUCAUCCACACCCUCCCGCGCCUCGACGCCAUAGUCCUCAACGCCGGAAUAGGCGGCUGGUCAGGCAUCAACUGGCCCCAAGCCAUCUGGGACGUCUGCACCGACCUGCUGCACGCCGUAACCUGGCCUGCCUACAAGCUCGCGCCAACGGGCGUUCUAACCGGCAAACAAACCUCCACAGAAUCCGAGCCGCCACUAGGCGCGGUCUUCUGCGCAAAUGUCUUCGGCCACUACAUGCUCGCGCACAACGUCGCGCCGCUGCUGAAGCGCGCGCGCACGAAUGGCCCAGGGCGCGUGGUCUGGGUUUCCAGCCUUGAAGCAACGUGCAAGUUCUUCGAUGUCGAUGAUAUUCAGGGUUUGCGCACUAGUGCGCCCUACGAGUCUUCUAAGGCUCUGACGGAUGUCUUGGCGUUGACUUCUAAUCUGCCCAGUACGGCGCCUUGGGCUGUUGACAGCUUCUUGCAGUCGGAGACGGAGUUGGAUACACAUGCUAUUCAUGUGGAUGCACCUGCUGCGACUCCGCGCACGUAUCUUUCUCACCCUGGUAUUUGUGCUACGUCUAUUAUCCCGCUUAUUACGCCGCUGGCCUGGGCGAUGAUUGCAUCGUUUUGGAUUGCUAGGAUGCUUGGGUCGCCGUGGCAUGGGUUGUCUACCUACAUUGGUGCUUGUGCACCAGUGUUCCUUGCGCUGGCUUCGCAGGCUGAUCUUGAGGCUGCCGAAGAACCGUAUCGCAAGGCUGGCGGUGGUCGAGCGAAAUGGGGGUCGUCUUGUGGGCGCAAUGGGGUUGAGAGCGUGGUUUCUACUGAGGUUGACGGUUGGGGUCAUGGAGGCGUUGUUGGGACGCCGGUUGUCGAGGCGGAUCGGCUUCGACGCCGUAAGCGAGGUGCGGAGGAUCUCACCAAGGAAAAGAGAGAAGAGUUCGAGGAGCUUGGACGCCAGUGCUGGAAGAGGAUGGAGGAGUUGAGGAUUCAAUGGGAUGAGAUCUUGGAUCAAGCUGAAGCUCGUUCCAAAUGA
Messenger RNA from Penicillium bovifimosum, 1326 nucleotides. Its product is annotated as 3-keto-steroid reductase. Gene Ontology annotation, cellular component: mitochondrial outer membrane; lipid droplet; endoplasmic reticulum membrane. The transcript has 2 exons. Gene Ontology annotation, biological process: ergosterol biosynthetic process. NCBI's taxonomy places the organism in Eukaryota, Fungi, Ascomycota, Eurotiomycetes, Eurotiales, Aspergillaceae. The record is from RefSeq and is a predicted model, not a curated record. Gene Ontology annotation, molecular function: 3-beta-hydroxysteroid 3-dehydrogenase (NADP+) activity. The coding region runs from base 1 to 1326 and encodes 441 amino acids.